AUUUUACUCUUUAAGUAGAAGAUUCAAGCCAACUUUUUCGGCUGGCGCGGUCACCUCUGUUGUUCUUCUUGUAAGUCAAUUGUUGGCUGGGGUUUAUGUCUUUGCAACCGCACGAAGAAGAAGGGUUCCUUUAUCCAAUAUACCUUGUUGUCUGUGUAGCUGCUUCAGCUGUCAUUGGGAGCUUUCCUGAUCUUUUCCGAGACAAGUAUAAUCCCCAGGACAAUUCUUGGCUGGUUUUGAUAGCCAAAUUUGUUAGGCCUGUGGUUCUUGGCCUGAUAUUAUCUGCAUCCCAGGCUCGCACGUUUUCAUUGAUAAAUGGUUGUGGUGCUCGUAUUGAGGUUUACAAAAUUUUGGAGCACGAUGAUGAUGUAGGGAAAGGUAUGAUCUAUUUUGUAGUACACUGCAAGAACGUUCUCACUGAUUUUAUUUAUCGGGCGGUGCUACUGCUCUUGCAACAUGUUGUGUUGAAAAACGUCAUCUGCUGUCUUAGACCUUCUAACUCUUAAUGAACGCAAGAAGUCUAUAUUACAUGUGUCAAUUGUCAAUUUUUUAAAACUUUGUUGCUGUGGCUUGUUUUGGUGAUGGAGAAAGUAAACUGUGACUAGUCAGCAAUGUACUCGAGAAUACUUGUAAAUGUAGCAAAAUGUAUGGGCAGUAGCUUCUGGAUGGAAAACAAACGAGUUCUAAUUAGAAGAUUGGUGUACUUGUUGCUCUACCUCUAGGGUUUCCUGAAGAUUGCAGGUUCUACUCUGUGUCGGAAGUGAAUGACAUCGAUUUCCUUCAUCAUUUUUUGUUCCUGAAUACAUCAGUGCAGUUUGGUGGAUUGAUGAUGGAUUCCAAGGUCUUCUUCCAUUACUUUUCAAUUCUACCCUGUGUGGGAAUGCAGCAGCAACCCUUUACUUUAACAACAAGAAGAACAGGGCAUCGAAUGAG
This is a messenger RNA of Populus euphratica (Euphrates poplar), 933 nucleotides long. Its product is annotated as dol-P-Man:Man(6)GlcNAc(2)-PP-Dol alpha-1,2-mannosyltransferase-like. The coding region runs from base 96 to 506 and encodes 136 amino acids. Gene Ontology annotation, molecular function: glycosyltransferase activity. The record is from RefSeq and is a predicted model, not a curated record. NCBI's taxonomy places the organism in Eukaryota, Viridiplantae, Streptophyta, Magnoliopsida, Malpighiales, Salicaceae. The transcript is spliced from 3 exons.